CGCCAGCGCAUUACAGUUGCUAUGGAAAUCGCGACGGGGCCCUUUGCGCAUGCGCAGUGCGGUAGUGCGCAGGCGCCUGGGGGACGCGAAGGUGUCAUGGCGCCUGAGGGGCUCGGGGCUGCCUGGCCUGGCCUGGGCUGGGCGGGGCGGCCACCAGGCGCACUAGCGUGACGGCGGUUCUGGCAACCCGUAAGGGUGGGGGCUUCCCGCUGCCUUCCUUUCUCGUUUCCUUUCCCGUUUCCUUUCCCGUUGCAGGAGGGAAGUGCUUCUCCUGCCGCUCCUCAGGGCAGGGCAGGCCUCUUUCCUCCCCACAGCCACUGGCCGUUGUACGGCCCUGGCAGAAGCCGAUACAAGUCUGUGUUCCUUCCUCCCUCGGCUCCCUUUGCCCUAAGUCCCACCGUGCCGCCGUCCCACGGGCGGGUCGAGCUCCGGGAAGCCUAUAAGCAGCAGGAUUUUGCUGAAUUUCUUAACCUGUUCUUUUGCUUCCAUCUGCUGGUCAGAUUCAACAAGAGUAAGCAAGACUGCAGGACUGCUAAAAACCUUUCCCACAAAGGUUUUGGGUGUUGUGUGUGCAUACACAAAUCCUUGUUCCCACUCUGCAUGACUAGGACAGGAUUGCUCACAAAAAGACACUUUUGGGAAGGGUUCUGAGACUUGGGCUUUGGGUUGUGUUAACCUCUUAGGUUAUUACCUAGGCAUGGGAGCCUCCAGCACAGUGUUUCUCUGAACCCUGAAGUAGAUUCAGGUCCCAGCCACUGAGAAUGGUGCCCUAAGGUGUGGUAUUGAAAUGGUGUUAAUGUGCAGAAGGAAGACUGGGGGAGAAGGGGUCUGAUUUAUAACCUCGCCAAUGGGGAUUUGGGUGGCCCCAGUCCCAAGGAUGGUUUUGACUACGAAAUGCAGAAGUGUUUGUGGGAAUAGGUUCUGGAGCUCAGGAACACUUUGCUGUGAGCUGUACCUUUGGGUUAGUGUGCUUUGUAAGCUGACUUCUCCAUAGCCUUUCUGGUAAGAUGGAUGUGAAGAUCAAGAGUUUACAUUUUGGGUAUGGAGUUGAGGGAGCUGUUCAUAUUUUGCAGAGGGGCAGAAGGUUGGAGCCUACUUUUUUUAAGCCAGUCGGUGACUAAGGAACAACCUGAAGCUGCCAAGAGGAUUUUUGAUUCUUGCUCCAAGGUUCUUGACUUCUGUGGAGGGAGCCUAUAUACUCAAUUUCUCUUUUCUGAAUUCCAGUAUUCCAGUGCAGUAUCUAAAAGUUAGGCUGCUACAUCUUUAAUUUGUAGCACUGAAUAGUUACUGGAAACCCUAGUUCCCCGGUCCUGUCCUUAUCUGUAUCACAUUUUCCCAUUAAUCUGUUCUAUAGAAUGGAAAUUAUUAUUUUCUAACAAUUUUGGGGGAAAGGAUUUUAAAAAGUAAAUUCCUAUACAUACUACAAUUCUAUAGCUGUUUGCAUAUACCCAGUGUGGUCUUACAAUCCAAGAAAUUUGUUCUGUGAGGCAUUUCACUGGCUUUAAUUGUUAAGUGUUUCCUAUAUUUGUUCUAUAAAUCACUUUUGAUAAGCAAUAUUAUUGUAAACUGCUGAAGUUCACAAAUUCCUACAAAUGAGUGGGAGAGUUAAUGCUUGUUAAUUAAUUUAUAAAGUCAGCAUCCUUACUUUGUAUUGUGUAAUAGUUCACCAUACUUUGUGUCCAUUCAUUUUUGUGUAUUCAUCAUAUAGAUCACUUCAGUGAAAUCUUGGCAGUGUAAAACCUGGCUUCAGCAAUGUUCUUGUUAAUAGAGGGAGCUAAUAGCUGUCUGUGAGUGGCUCUUUGCAUCGGAGUGUGAAUUAAUGAAAGACAGCAUGUAACUAUUGCAAUGGGGAUAGAAAUCAGACAGUUUCUGGUUUUAGUGCACCAAACUCAAGUAGUAAAAUGUCUUUACAUUUAAAUGUAACACGUCUUGGAUGCAUCCUAGUGUUACUGCUAGGACAGCUGUAACUUCUGUGGUGAGCUUGCUCUAUGCCUUUGGUUAUGAAAGCUGUUUGUAAUCCUUGAGAAACUUUGCCAACUCUAUUGUUUGCAGCAGGCUUGUGUAAUUUGGAAGAGAAAACAGGGUGAAGAAGCGCCUUUUCUUUGUGCUGGGAAGUUCUAUUUAACGGCAGCUAAGUUAUACAUUGUUUAAAACUCACCAUUUCCCUUCUCUGCUUGUGUUUCUCAAAAAACACUGUCAGCAAGCCAAACAAUAAUCGAACACCAGCCUUAUAAAAAGCCUGGCAAGGCUGCAAAUAUAACAUGCAAAGGGCUAGGGGAGAGGGAAAGCUGUGGUGUUACAGCAUGGUAGAGGGAGGAGGAAAAUUAAGUGAGAGUCCAUCAUGCCCCAGCCACUCUCUCUGUCCUGUCACAUGGUGGCAGCUUGAUUUUGAAGGAACCCCAUACUUGGCAGCUGCCCUGGGAUCCCAGAGGCAAAAGAGGGAAGGGACACUGCCUGUGUAUUAUGAAAACUCACAGAAAUAGCACCAGAGAUACCUCUGUUCUGUUUUUUGGAUCCAACCUAAUGCAAGUCAUUGUCUGUUGAUCAACUGAUUAACGGCUUAGUUAACUUUCUUUGGAUAUGUCUGACUUUGAAAAUUAACCUUCACUGUUUGCAUUCUUAUUAACACAAAAUAAAGACAGAAUGAACCUAGGAACCUAAGAACAGUCUAAACUGUCUUCUGUUUUUUAAAUAGGGCUCUUUUUUUGAUAUAAAGGUUCACUUUUGCUUUGCUUGGUUAACACAAGAACAACAUUACCAUGUUAAGGCUGGAGCAGGUUGCUCAUACAUAGAAUGUUAUCCGAUUCCCAAAGCAAGUCUCUACUUAGAAUACUUGAGAUGCUGCCCACCACUGUAUCACUAUUUAUACUAGAACUUAAAAUGCCUUUAGGGGUAGUGAAAGUAACCUAGUGGGAAAGACAGCAGCAGAAGACACACCAGAAUACAAAUUAUUUUCGAGGAAAGUUCCGGGCAUGCUUUGUGGGCCCCUUCAGCUCAUGAGGUGGAUACAAUUCCUCUCUUGUUGGAGUAUCGCUGUAAAUAGUCAAACAUGAAACACUUGAUGUGUUUUAUUUCUGUGGCAGCCACUGUGUUUUCAUGCUGUGUUUUAAAUAUUUGGAGGUAGCAGUGAUCUUGCCCUUUGAUAUGUGGGCAAACACAACAGUUAAUUUUUCUCAGCGUAAAACAGCAGGAGCAGUUUGCAUUUAGAAGAAUGUACAGGUGGGAUUCUCAGCCAGUAAUGAUUCCAGCUUCCUUCUUGCACCUCCAACCCUGUUUCAGAAGAUUCAGAUCAUCCAGGACAAAUGGUGAGAGGUUCGCAAUUCAAAAUCUGUUCAAACACCAGCACCUCAAAACAGUAAGAAGGAAAAGAUCAUUUCAUUCCAGGAUGUCGGUGUUUUCUCUUUGCUCAUGACAGUUCUCAGAACUGGGUCAUUUCUUGUUGCAGCACCUCUUAGGAAUUGAUCCACUUCAUUCAAGAGUUACUGAUUUACUAAGCAACGUUCUCCUUCCCCAAAAUGGUUUAGAAAAAUCAUCUUUGUACCAACACUGAAAGGCAAACAGUAUUGUAGCUUCCUUACCAAGUGGCUGCUACCUUUAUCAAGAGGAUAUCAAAGGUAGUAGAGGCUAGAAGUGGCGUAUGAUUUCUUCCCUUUUCUCCAUACAGCUUGAUUCUUCUCUCUAGAAAACCAGAAUGAAAGUCCUACCAAUCUUUUUAUUAAUAUGUGAAAUACAAAUACACUUCCACCCCGCAGGAAACGUUAAAAGCAAGCCCCAGCCUUUUCUUAGUUGUGUCACUAGAUGGCCCCACGCCUGAAGCCAGCAUGCCAGAAAAUAGCUGCUAUGCUGGGGGACCUGGAGCUCUACCCAGUACUUUUUACAGGUUGGCAAACACACAGAGAAGUAUUAGCACAAUCAGCUAUUGUUUUAUUUUUAAAACUAUCUCAAAUGUUUAAGUUAGCAGUGGAAUGCUACAUGAUAUUCGCUGCUGUGUACAGAGCAAGUUUGUUUUGCUGUACAUUGCACCACUUGAAAGCACCUCUGCUUGUAGGAAUAAAUGAUUCUGUUAUCCACAGUUUAAUGAUGCUUCCUUCCUGAAACUGGGAUGGAUAGCGUAAGUGGCUUCCCAUAUAGAUACUCCUUUUAUGCAUCUUGGGGAACUGAAAAAUAAUUCUUGCUCUAGUAGUAAUUCUUUGGCUUGUUUGGUGUGGCAGAGAGCCACAGCAGCCAUUGCUACAGAUGCUGGGGCUCUGUUUCUUGUAUGAAGAGGACAAAGAUUUUUUUUGGGUUUGUCACCUGCAACAUCUGUUAUGACCCUAAAAUCUCAGGUUUUCUCUGCAGAUGCUCAGCAUAUAUGGCAUGUUUCAUCAGAGUAAGGUUUUGUUCCAGUAUCUUACAAGAUUCCCAUUUCUGCUGCCUCUCGUGCUCUACUUGAUAUUGCACUUUAUGCUCCCCCAGAUGAAGCUUCAGUGAACGAUGGCAAAGAUAUUUUACACUGCCUUGUUUUUAUUGCUGAACCCUUUGUGAAUGACUUUGGGUUCUCGAGUCAGUGUGAAGAAAUCCAUGUGACUGACUCCAUACUGAAAUUUCUGUGUGUUGGCACCUGACUUUGGUCACUGUGGUGUUAAAAUCGGACAAGUCUGGUGUUACCCCAAACUACUAAUUCCUCAAGUGCUCUGUGUUUCACUUGUGUUUAUGUAUCAAGGCCCAUGAAAAGGGAGGUGCAAACAGUGUUACCGCUGGUCUUUGUAGUGUAGUCAUACAGAUUCCAGACCUGUUCUCCAUCGCCCUUCUCCCAGCGCUCAGAACAGACUUCUGGCUGUAAGGGAAGCACGGAGCCACGCUGGAGCACGAGGUUUCCUUGUGCAGCUCUUGCUGACACUGUACAUGAGGUGCAAGAGUCCUACUCUGAAAUGUACAUCAGCCUGAACAUGUUGGAGAUCCAUAACCAUAGUAAGGGAAGUAAGUUAUAUUUUCAACCUCAAAGCAAUUUUCUCUUCUCUAUGAAAAGGUUUCUACCCAUCCAGUAGCCCUGAUAAUGUGUAAGAAAAAUUACAUUGAAACCACUUUCCUUGUGUUUAUUAACAGUGAGUUGUUUUACAGUUCUUACAUGCUGUUGUCUUAAUUUGUUUGUUUCCACAGGCUACGUUUAGAUGCUGUUUACAGCAAUAAAGAGAAUAUUACAUUUGAUCUAGAGUUCUGUCUUAAUUCACAGGAUGAAAUGCGAACAGAAGCUCGUCGAAAAAAUCUCCUCAUUCUAAUUUUGCAUUAUUUAAUGGAGGAAGGGUAUGUCGAUGCUGCAAACGCAUUGGAGCAAGAGACGAAAUUAAGUUUACGUGGCUUUGAAGUUUGUGACAACAUUGAUCUUGAGACAAUUUUGAUGGAAUAUGAAAGCUAUUACUUUGUAAAAUUUAAAAAGUAUCCUAAAAUUACCAAAAAGGUCCUUGGCAUUGCAGAAAAUAAACAGCUGAAAACUGGCGGAAGACCAAGAAGGACAGCAAGCUCUUCUCAGAAUCUCCCAAGGCUCAAACUUCAGACAGUGCAACAACCAUUGUCAAGAACUGCACAUGGGAAUAGAACAGAAUUUAAAUCAUCCACCAAGGAGGGCUUCAAACAGAAUAAUGGCAGUGCAGUUACUUUGGAGCAAUCUGACUUUGGCUUAAGCAUCUCAGCAAUCAGCAAAACUGGAGGAGACAGCACUCACCCAAGAAGGGGCCAAGUAACUGACUUCCAUGGGAUGAUUCAGGAUGCUGUCAAAGUAUCAUCAGAUGGAAUUGCCUUGAACAGCCUUAAUUGUGAUCCAGAUCCAUCAGAACGAUUAUUGAAACCCCUUAGUGCUUUUAUUGGCAUGACUGCUGAGAUGAGAGAACUUGCAACAGUUGUAAGCAAAGACAUUUAUCUCCAUAACCCAAAUGUGAAGUGGGAUGAUAUUAUUGGAUUGGAUGCAGCUAAAAGGCUAGUCAAGGAAGCAGUUGUUUAUCCCAUAAGGUACCCACAGCUAUUUACUGGCAUUCUGUCUCCUUGGAAAGGUUUAUUGCUAUAUGGACCACCAGGUACUGGAAAAACUUUGCUGGCUAAGGCUGUUGCCACAGAAUGCAAUACAACCUUUUUCAACAUAUCAGCGUCAACCAUUGUCAGCAAAUGGAGGGGUGAUUCAGAAAAACUUGUCCGGGUGUUAUUUGAGCUUGCCCGGUACCAUGCUCCUUCCACAAUUUUCUUGGAUGAGCUGGAGUCAGUUAUGAGUCAAAGAGGCACUGCUUCUGGUGGUGAACAUGAAGGAAGUCGGCGGAUGAAAACAGAAUUACUGGUGCAGAUGGAUGGCUUGGCCCGAUCUGAUGAUCUUGUGUUUGUUUUAGCAGCUUCCAAUCUGCCAUGGGAGUUAGAUUCUGCCAUGCUGCGGCGGUUGGAGAAGAGGAUUUUGGUUGACCUUCCUAGUAAAGAGGCACGACGGGUGAUGAUCCAGCACUGGCUGCCCCCUCUGAGCAACAGUGGAGGAGUGGAGCUGAGAACUGACCUGGACUACAGCUUGCUGGGCCAGGAAACAGAUGGGUACUCCGGCUCAGACAUAAAACUCGUGUGCAAGGAAGCAGCCAUGAGACCAGUGAGGAAAAUUUUUGAUGCUCUUGAAAACCAUCAGCCAGGUAGCAGUAACUUACCCAUGAUCCAGUUAGACACGAUCACAACAGCAGAUUUCCUGGAUGUAAUCACCCACACCAAGCCAUCAGUGAAGAAUCUAAGCCAGAAGUACACAGCUUGGCAGAGAGAAUUUGAGUCAGUUUAAAAAGAAAAAAAAAAACAAAACAAAA
Messenger RNA from Falco peregrinus (peregrine falcon), 6803 nucleotides. RefSeq names its product katanin catalytic subunit A1 like 2 (gene KATNAL2). Gene Ontology annotation, molecular function: protein binding; ATP binding; ATP hydrolysis activity. The coding region runs from base 5219 to 6778 and encodes 519 amino acids. NCBI's taxonomy places the organism in Eukaryota, Metazoa, Chordata, Aves, Falconiformes, Falconidae. The record is from RefSeq and is a predicted model, not a curated record. The transcript is spliced from 16 exons.